This is a messenger RNA of Aedes albopictus (Asian tiger mosquito), 7338 nucleotides long. RefSeq lists its product as uncharacterized. The transcript has a single exon. Lineage: Eukaryota; Metazoa; Arthropoda; Insecta; Diptera; Culicidae. The record is from RefSeq and is a predicted model, not a curated record. The coding region runs from base 2588 to 5431 and encodes 947 amino acids.
CCUGCUGGCCCUGAAGGAGACAGCCUAAACCCCAAGCAGCUGGUCUAAGCCGCGGCCGCUUCCGGGGUGGGCACUCAAGGCCUCUUUUGCUCCCAGGUCCCAGGGCGUUAGACGAAGGGAGAGCUUUCGGAUGAUGGGUAAAGGGGGAUAAACUACUUACAUUUGCAAUUCUAUCCUUUAUUCGGGCUUUUCAUGGUGGGGCGCGGCGGUUGUUGACGGGGAGCGUGAUGGAAAGCGGCGGUAGCCGCCACGAAGGAAAACGGUGAUGGCCCCGAGGAAAGUAAACGCCGAGGACGGCGGCGUAGCCGCCACGAGGUACUUAGUGUGCCGCCACGAGGUUUGUAGUGGGCCGCCACGAGGAUUGUAGUGGGCCGCCGCGAUGAACAGCGCAAAGCGGCAGUAGUCGUGGUAACGGCGGCGGUGGCCGCGACGAAAGGCGGCGGUUGCCGUAAAAGACGAAGAGCGGCGAUAGCAGUAGAGAACGGCGGCUGUGGUCAUGACAAAAUCGGCUUUGGUCGACAAGGCGACGAGGGUUGGCGGUGGCCAUGGAGAAAAGCGGCGGGCCGCAGCAACUACCGCUACGAAGGAGGGCAGCGUGGUGGUUAUUGGCGGCAUUCCGUAGCCGCAAGUACUACGUGUGGGUCGGCGAUGGAGCAUUCGUUGCGAUUGAUGAGUGGUGAGGGGGGGGGCGCUGGGAGUCCGAGCAUAUUCUAAACCGUAGGUGCCGGAGAAGCACUGAGCCAGACUUGAUGAUCACCCCCAAUUCCCCUACGAGUCUUUCAUCGGGAGAGGCCGCCGGUCGGACGUUCCAGUGGUUCCCCGCCCGUUAGGGGGGGGGGGGGUGACGUUUGAUGGUUUAGCGAACUGUUAAUACGGCACUAACUCGUCCGGCAUUAGUUCGGCAGGACUACACUCGCGAGGAUCCCGGCUCCUUUGAUACCGAACACCAGGGCCGGGUCUUUUCCACGCGGUCUUCGCCCGAUCCCGUCGACGUCCGUAUCGCGCGAUGACUCGUACUCUACUCCCCGCUCGGAUGCCUCAAUCGUCGUUUUAUUUGCCCCACACUUUCGUCUUUGUUCGGUUUCCAUCGUGUUCGUACUUCCGAUCCACCAUCGCUGUCGACUUCAUUACCGAGCAGAGGAUGCUCGUCAGUACCAACCGCACACCACUGGUGCUGCCCAUCGGAACGUUCAAAUUGAACGUUAUCGCGAAAAAAACAUUUAUCCUCCUUCCCCAAACCAUCAGCCAAGCAAAGUGUUACCGUUUCGUACGGUAACAACCGAUUCAUUAUGCAACUGAAAUGAGUUGCAUAAUGUUCAUUAUGCAACUCAUUUGAGUUGCAUUAUAAACAUUAUGCAACUCAAAUGAGUUGUAUAAUGAAUAAAUCAUUGCAUAAAAUUUUGUAUGGAACUCGUUGCAAAACUCGAUUUUUUCAGCACUCUUCGUAUUUAUCCAACUCAGCAAGCCUCGUUGGAUAAAUGUACGACUCGUGCUGAAAAAAUCAACUUUUUGCAACUCGUUACAUAAAUAACUAGUAUGGAACUCGUUGCAAAACUCGUUUUUUCAGCACUCUUCGUAUGUACGACUCGUGCUGAAAAAUACAAAUUUUUGCAACUCGCUACAUAAAUAACUAUAGAGCAACUAAAAUUGAGCUGAUAAAAUCAUUGCUGUUUCCGCACUUUCUUUAUGGUGUUGAGCUGAUUAUGAAUGCUUCAAGUACAGCAUUUCGUAGACUUUGUGUGGCGUUGAAUUCAUGUAUUCGCUGGGCUUUCAAUGUUUUUAGAUACUCUAGUGUGUCACACUUACAACGAGAAAUUAUGGGAUGCUCCCUUAACAAUUUUAUUAAAUAGAGAUGUUGCUUAAGUUUGUUCAAAAUUUCUUAAAAUGGUCCAAAGUACCUCUCCGAUAAAUUGCAAUCGUUUCGAAGUAUAAGAGUCAGAAACUAUACAUUUCCGCAGUAUUCCUCCUCACAUUAUGGAGACUCAUUCAUUGUCCGUGCAAUUGAGUUUUGGAAUCAACUUCCUGCUGAUAUCAAAACAAUCAAUCAUAUGAAGUGUAGAAUUAGCAUUUAAGUUAAAAUACACGUUAAUACUGUUCGCCGAAACAGCCUGAUGAAUUGAGCAUCACUAUUUAUCACAGCGUACCACUGCCCAUCUCAUUCGGCUUGCGUAAUAACAAUUAAACGCCAACGCCGAAGACAGGCAAAAGAGAAUGAGUAGCCGAGUUUCAUAGUAAACACUCGAUUCAGAUUUGUUGUUUAGAGCCUGCUAAUGUUUUGGUUUUCUUAUAAACUAUAGUGAAAAGGUGAAUAUUAAAUGCAUUUCCUCAUCUAGAUUAAACUUACAAGCUACUUACAGGCUACUACGGAAUAAUCUUAAUAUUAAGUUGUGUGUAGAUCAAAACAUAGUACGGAGACAGAAUUGUAAGUAACUUAAUGAAUUCGAUAUAAAACCUAUCCUAACAAUAAAACAUUUAUAGCUUUAAGCUGAUCAUACUAAAUUCUGUGUUUUGAUCACUGCUGGAAGAACUCCCAACGUAUCUACCGCAACAUUCUUAAAGAAUUCUACCGGAGCCAAACCGGAGCAGGAUGAGUUUGCAGUCAAAUGUACGAAAAACCCGUUCACAGGUAAGGGCUCAGCAGGCGAAUGCUAAACCCAACCCGGAUGGCAAUGAAACGUCGUCGUCGUCGGAAGAUUCUUUCAUCCCAUCGAUAAUCGAUACAGACGGUGGUGAGUUGCGUGGUUGUGCCGCUUGCGAACGACCAAAUAACAGCGAGCGGUAUAUGGUACAGUGUCGGAACUGUAGCCAUUGGUACCAUUUUACCUGCGCCAAUGUCAACACAGCCACGGUACGUUCAUCUAAUUAUGUGUGUGCAUUAUGUAUACCGAGUGCGGUUUCUGUGGUAUUGGAAUCAGCACCGAGUCAGUUGAGCGGUAUUUCGAGUACGUCUAGCGCCCGGAGGACAAAUGUAGAUCGUGAGCUACAACGCCUGGAAGAAGAACGAAAAUUGCUUGAGGAGCUGAGCCGAGAGCGACUCGAAAAGGAGCGUGCGUUAAACGAGCGGGAACUUCAGGAGCGGCUAGAACGGGGCAAGCACUUCAUUGAUAGGAAACAUGAAUUGCUUAGUCGUCAAGAUGAUGAAGAAAGACGAAGCGUGCACAGUAUGCGAAGCAGUCAAAUGAGUGCAAAACGAACGGAGGAUUGGGUAAGACAGACAAAGGCAACCGAAAUAUCCGGUGAGAUGUCUAACAGACAGACAUCCGCGAAAUCUGCGAAUACUGAUUGUUCCGUUGGUGAUGCAUUUCCGGCUGAACCGCAGGGGGUACACCUUUCUUCGACACCGAUAAAGACUGUUGGAUCUGCAGCGGCACCCCCUCGUGAAGAAUAUAGGGCAUUUGCGAGAUCAGAGGUUAAAUCGAUCCCACGAACCAUAGGCAGCGUUACGAACAGGGAGGAAUCUGAGGAUCCUCUCGAUGCGGACGUUAGAACUGAUGCGGAUUUGCUAAAACCAGAAAGCAAACCGGUCGACUUACCAUAUGUCGACAUUCAACCAUACGCGGAUCUCCUCAAGGUCGAGGAAGUAGUUCCAAAUGCUGCAGGAGAGACGACAAAACUCAAUCGCUUUAGUGCGCACUGUUACAAGCGUUGGAGUGUUGAAACUGGAGAGCUCCGCAAACAGAAUGCUCUUCAGCUGCAGAAACAAACAGAAGCGGAACAUCGGGUCAUCCAAGAUCUGAUGGAUAAGCACCAGCUGGACAUUGAUGUGAGGCGAAAGCGCGAGCUAGAACUGGUAAACCGAGUAAAACAUCUACAGUUGCAGAAUGCUACUGAGCUUAAAUUGGUACGAGAAUCGGAAGAAGAUUUGCGUACGCAGCUUAGACAACGAGACCAUGAACGGUUAGAGCUGAAUUCUCAAAUCAGGACGUUGGAGAAGAUAAUCGUCGAAGACAGGGAGCGGAUGCAUACUGCGGAAGCAGAUUUACGGAGUCAACUCCAGCGACGAGACCGAGAAUUUGGAGCACUACAGCAUCAGAUUGCAGAACUGCAGGAUGAAAUCAAAUGUCUGCGUAGUAGGGAGAAGCAACUGCAAUCACAAAUCGAAGCGUCACAACUGCGUGAAAAGAAGGUCAUCCGACUGCGGAAAGAAGCAGAGAAGGAGUAUUGGGACUUGCACGAGGAGAUAGAGGACAUCAUCAAUCGGAACGUAGAUCAACCAACCGACGGAGCUUGUUCUUCUUCGUUGCCUCCUCCUCCAGCGUCGUGGACAGGAAUAUCGACUGAUGGUGUAGCAACGUCCAGUUGUGGUCAGGGUUUCCUUGCACAAUGUGAAGCUUCUGAUACAGGAUUGCCAAAUACGUCAGUAACAGGUCCGAAUGCAUUCCGUGCCAUACCGCAGUUUCCGGCUCAAUCUUUGGGUCAUGCGAGUGGAUAUUAUGGGCCAUCACCUCAACAACUAGCUGCCAGCCAAGUUGUUAUUAAGGAACUUCCGACUUUUUCUGGUGAUCCGGUCGAUUGGCCGCUAUUUAUAAGUAGCUACCAGCACUCAACAGAGACAUGUGGGUUCACUAAUUCGGAAAACCUUCUGCGUUUGCAACGUUGUCUGAGAGGUAGUGCCAAGGACUCCGUCAGCAGUUUCUUACUGCACCCGUCAACAGUUCCCCAAGUUUUGUCCACUUUGCAGCAGUUAUAUGGUCGCCCUGAACAAGUUGUGAACAACAUGAUAGCCAAAGUUAGAGCAACUCCUCCACCAAAAGCAGACCGGUUAGAGACGCUUGUCAGUUUUGGGUUGGUUGUACAAAACCUGUGCGGACACCUUAAAGCAGUUGGUUUGCAAAGAUAUCUAACAAAUCCAAUUUUGCUCCAAGAGCUAGUUGAUAAACUGCCAACAACGGUCAAGUUCAACUGGGUGCUUUACCAGGAACAAGUUCCGGUGGUAGACUUAAAUGUUUUUAGCGAUUAUAUGACGAAAAUAUCUUCAGCUGCGAGUGGUGUUACACUAAAUACUAACGUCCCACAGAGUUGUCUAAAAGACGAAAGAACAAGAUCGAAGGAAAGAUCGUAUGUGAAUACGCAUGGACGCUUGGAGUAUUCGGAAGGAAAUCGCCGAGAAGAUGUGGAUGCAAUUGGAGUCGGUGGACCUACGCAGAAGGAAAGAGAAAAUUUGAGCAGUGGUAAACCAUGCUCAAUUUGUAAUGUGGACAAUCAUCAAAUAGAGAGCUGUUCGGAAUUUAAGGAGCUUGAUUUGGAUGGUAAGUGGGAGGCAGUCAAGAUGCACAAACUUUGUGCUCGCUGUCUCACAUCACACGUACGAUGGCCUUGCAAAGGUCAGCUAUGUGGAAUCGAUGGUUGUCAGAAGCGCCAUCAUCGUAUGCUGCAUUUGACGCCGGCAGAGGUCAUUGAUUAUCAAAGCGAUAGUCACAGUUCAUCGUAGAAUUUGUCGAGUUUAAAAUGGCGCUCAAUGAUGUUGGCAGUAUCGGACGUGGUAAGAUCUGGUGAUGCUGAAUCGGAAAUUAGGGCAACACGAGGGGGAGGAUGUUCGCCGAAACAGCCUGAUGAAUUGAGCAUCACUAUUUAUCACAGCGUACCACUGCCCAUCUCAUUCGGCUUGCGUAAUAACAAUUAAACGCCAACGCCGAAGACAGGCAAAAGAGAAUGAGUAGCCGAGUUUCAUAGUAAACACUCGAUUCAGAUUUGUUGUUUAGAGCCUGCUAAUGUUUUGGUUUUCUUAUAAACUAUAGUGAAAAGGUGAAUAUUAAAUGCAUUUCUUAAUCUAGAUUAAACUUACAAGCUACUUACAGGCUUCUACGGAAUAAUCUUAAUAUUAAGCUGUGUGUAGAUCAAAACAUAGUACGGAGACAGAAUUGUAAGUAACUUAAUGAAUUCGAUAUAAAACCUAUCCUAACCCUAACAAUAAAACAUUUAUAGCUUUAAGCUGAUCAUACUAAAUUCUGUGUUUUGAUCACUGCUGGAAGAACUCCCAACGUAUCUACCGCAACAAAUACAAAAAAAAAAACAAUUCAUACGGUAGAUUCCGAAAAGAGUACAUCGACUGGUUCAAUGAAGAAAAUUAGGAACAGAAACUAGGAACAAAAAAAAUAGUUAUUAGUUUGCUUAAAUGCUAUGAUUUUUUUGUUUUUUUUUUGCAAAAAAUGUGGUUAUUCUUCACCAAAUGUAGAAAUUUAUAAGGAAAAAACCUUACUCUACAUAAAUAAUAAUAAAUUAAAUAAAUAAAAAAAAAAUAAAAAAAAAUUAAGGAGCUUUACCAAAAAUUCCUAAACAAGUUCCUCGGAUUUAUUUUCACGAGUUCCCAAAAACUCCGGGAAUUUCUCCAGGAGUUCCUCAGGAAAUUCUACAGCGUACUAGACGCCAAUCACGUAUUAUCCUUGAUUUUCUUAAGCACCAAACGGUAUUAUCCUCGAUUUUAAUCUGAGAUUUAACUUUAGUGCGCCGAUUUUGGCGCACUAAAAAUAAGUCUCGGAUUUACAAAAACUGGCUGCGUGCGGUAAUAAAUUGACUCUUAUACUACGAUACUACGCAAUCUUGUUGGAAAACGUCAAGCAGUAGGUAAAUAAAAGCAAAAAAAAUGAUAAAGCAGCUGAACUCUGCGGUGUCGGAACUUUCCCAGCUGCAGUGAACACACGCGAAACAUGGAUCCGCUCCGCGUCAUCAGCUUUAGAAGACCAGGAAUUUUCAUUCCCGUUGGAGGUGCAUCGCAUUGUGCAUUAAAAUUUUUAUAAUGUUGGAGCAUGUUUAACAAAAGAUAGUGGAUCUUUACUACUAGUGUCAGUACUCAUCGCGAAGUGAAAGCACUACAGGAUUGCCUGGCAGUAUGUUCACGGGGACAAGUAUGAUAAGCUUAAGCUUUCAUCCGCGAAUUCCCCCAGGUAAUCCUCUGGAAAUUCCAACAGAGAUUUCUUUGCGAAUUUCCCCAGGGAUUCCUGCACAAAUUGCCCCAGAAAUCCCUCUGCAAAUUCCCCAGGGUUUCCUUAGGGUAUUCUAUCGGGGAUUCUUCCAAUAAUUUCUUCUUUGAGGAUUCCAACGAGGAUUCCUAUCAAUUCCUUCGGAGAUUCCACUGGUUAUUCCGACAGGGGCGAAAAUUUUCAGGAUUCCUCCGGGAAUUCCCCCAUAGAUUUCUACGAGAAUUCCCCAAGAAUUCCUUCCUGAAUUCUCCAAAAAUUCCUUCAGGACUUCUUCCAGUGAAUCCUCUAGGAAUUCCUUUGGUAACUCUUCUAGGAUUUCCUUCGGGGUUUCCUAGAAAAAAUCCUUUGGGGAUUCCUUCAGAAAUGCUGUCUCCUUCAGAAAAUCUUACGGGGAUUUCUCUACGAAUUCGUGCGAGGA